Drosophila nasuta is the source of this 1466-nucleotide messenger RNA. RefSeq names its product phosphoglycerate kinase (gene Pgk). The record is from RefSeq and is a predicted model, not a curated record. Lineage: Eukaryota; Metazoa; Arthropoda; Insecta; Diptera; Drosophilidae. Bases 101 to 1348 code for a protein of 415 amino acids. Gene Ontology annotation, molecular function: ATP binding; ADP binding; phosphoglycerate kinase activity. Gene Ontology annotation, biological process: glycolytic process; gluconeogenesis. The transcript is spliced from 3 exons. Gene Ontology annotation, cellular component: cytosol.
CGCUGACAUUGCCGCACACACAGCUGUGGUUGUUUCGAGAGUCGCACUAUUGCAAAAUAUCCAGAAGUUUGUCAGAUACAACUGGACGAGGAGCAUCAAAAUGGCCUUCAAUAAGCUGAGCAUCGAGAAUCUGGAUCUGGAGGGCAAGCGCGUCCUUAUGCGCGUGGACUUCAAUGUGCCCAUCAAGGAAGGCAAGAUCACGAGCAACCAGCGCAUUGUCGCUGCCGUCGACAGCAUCAAGUUGGCGCUGACCAAGAAGGCCAAGUCCGUGGUCUUGAUGUCCCACUUGGGUCGCCCCGAUGGCAACAAGAACCUCAAGUACACCCUCGCUCCCGUUGCCGAGGAGCUGGGCAAACUGCUCGGCCAGAGCGUGACAUUCCUCAACGAUUGUGUGGGCGCUGAAGUCGAGGCUGCUUGCAAGGAUCCCGCUGCCGGUUCCGUCAUUCUGCUCGAGAACGUGCGCUUCUACCUCGAGGAGGAGGGCAAGGGCGUUGAUGCCAGCGGUGCCAAGGUUAAGGCUGAUCCCGCCAAGGUCAAGGAGUUCCGUGCCAGCCUCGCCAAGCUCGGCGAUGUCUAUGUGAACGAUGCCUUCGGCACUGCACAUCGUGCACACAGCUCCAUGAUGGGUGAUGGCUAUGAGAAGCGCGCAGCUGGUCUGCUGCUCAACAAGGAGCUCAAGUAUUUCUCACAGGCUCUCGAUAAGCCACCAAAUCCCUUCUUGGCCAUUCUGGGUGGUGCCAAGGUCGCUGACAAAAUCCAACUGAUUGAGAAUCUGCUCGAUAAGGUCAACGAAAUGAUCAUUGGCGGUGGCAUGGCUUUCACCUUCCUGAAGGUGCUGAACAACAUGAAGAUUGGCGGCUCCCUGUUCGAUGAGGAGGGUUCCAAGAUUGUGCAGAACCUCGUGGAGAAGGCCAAGAAGAACAAUGUUCAACUGCAUCUGCCUGUUGACUUUGUGUGUGGCGACAAGUUCGCUGAGGAUGCCGCUGUCAGCGAGGCCACCGUCGAGGCUGGAAUUCCCGAUGGCCACAUGGGCUUGGAUGUGGGUCCCAAGACCCGUGAGCUCUUCGCCGCGCCCAUUGCGCGUGCCAAGCUCAUCGUCUGGAAUGGACCUCCCGGUGUCUUUGAGUUCGCCAACUUUGCCAAUGGCACCAAGUCCAUUAUGGAUGGCGUUGUGGCUGCCACUAAGAACGGCACCGUCUCCAUCAUUGGUGGCGGUGAUACCGCCUCCUGCUGCGCCAAGUGGAACACCGAGGCUCUCGUGUCGCACGUCUCCACCGGCGGUGGCGCCUCGUUGGAGCUGUUGGAGGGCAAGACACUGCCAGGCGUUGCUGCUCUGUCCAAUGCCUAAGCAUCAUACUCUAUAUAUCCAUCUCUCUGAAUUAUUAUAACGUUAAUUGUUGCUGCGCUCCCUUGGCGCUGCUUGUAUUCUAAGCCCCAAAGUUCAAUAAAACGAAUCUUAAGUUAAA